Molecule: messenger RNA, 291 nt
Organism: Cylicocyclus nassatus
Lineage: Eukaryota; Metazoa; Nematoda; Chromadorea; Rhabditida; Strongylidae
Source: the annotation of a GenBank genome assembly
CAUUCUAGGACUACUAUGCAUCUCUGGCUGGCUAAAAUGUGAAGAUGAGUACGAGAUGUUGCGAGAUAGCCUACGAGAUGUUCUUCGUAGUUCUAAUCGCUGUGAUAUUAUGGCUACUUGUAUACUGUAUGAUUCUAAUACAGCGCUGCUCCGUGGACAAGAGAUACAUUAGUGUUUCAGAAAUUCCGACAAACAGAAAGAAUUCACAACGGGAUAUCGAAAAGGCUGCUUUCGCCAACAUACUGUGAUGUUUUGGUACACUCGUACUACUUUCUUUGUAAAAUAUGCGGG